Messenger RNA from Lethenteron reissneri (Far Eastern brook lamprey), 2783 nucleotides. RefSeq names its product SNF related kinase (gene SNRK). Lineage: Eukaryota; Metazoa; Chordata; Hyperoartia; Petromyzontiformes; Petromyzontidae. Gene Ontology annotation, cellular component: cytoplasm. Gene Ontology annotation, molecular function: protein serine/threonine kinase activity; ATP binding. The record is from RefSeq and is a predicted model, not a curated record. Gene Ontology annotation, biological process: protein phosphorylation; intracellular signal transduction.
CCGGAUCCCGGGCUCUUAACGUUGAGCGGCGAAGUGGCGUUCGCAGCGUCGUUCUCGUCGUCUCCUCAUCGCCCUCGUCGCAAUGCGGACACGGCCAGGUAAUGACAACAAUGGACUCGGUUUUUUAAGGACAUUACUUUUAAGUGAAGAUGGAAAAUUACAACACACCAUGUUGAAGGAUGUUGUUAUCACUUAAGAAGGAAGACAUUGUUGAUAUACAUAGAAAAAACACAUUCUAUCAUCCGGCACUUACUAGUUUCAUUUUAGUGACAGGACAUCUAGCAGCUGCUUUGUUAAUUGAAUGAGAUCGUGAUGGUUCAAGUCGAAAGUAUUUGGUGCUUCUCAACUGAUUUACCAAAGUUCCAAGCAAGAUGUCCUUCACGUACGUCAUUCUUCAAAACAGCCUUGGGCUUCUCCAGGGAAGGUUAAUACAUCAUUAGUGUGCCUCGUUGAAGUUACGCACAUCUUGCCCACGCAAAAAACCUUUAAAGCGCCUCGCGUCUAAAAUAUGUCUUUUUGCUUCACAGAGCAUUUUAAAUGACUUGCUAAUUGUUACAUAGUUAUCACCCAGUAGGUCAGUUUAUCCUCAGGGCUAUUUGUUCCAGUGUUCUUAUAUUGAGCAACGCGAUAAAAAAAACACAAUUUCAUUGCAUUUUUUGAACACUACGAGACCGAGCACAGCCUUUGUGAGUUCCAAAGUGCGCGAGAGCCUACCUCGUCGUAAACUGGAAGUGAUUGCAACGCUGCACGCGAUGGAGGCGGGCAAGAUAGCCGGGUUGUACGACCUGGAGAAGACGCUGGGACGCGGGCACUUUGCCGUCGUGAAGUUGGCACGCCACGUUUUCACGGGCGAGAAGGUGGCCGUGAAGGUCAUCGACAAGAGCAAGUUGGACCCCAUGGCCACCAGCCACCUCUUCCAGGAGGUGCGGUGCAUGAAGCUGGUGCAGCAUCCCAAUGUGGUGCGACUCUACGAGGUCAUCGACACUCAGACGAAGCUCUACCUCAUCCUGGAGCUGGCCGACGGCGGGGACCUCUACGACUACAUCAUGCGGCACGAAGGCGGCCUGCAGGAAGAGCUUGCCAAGACGUACUUUGCCCAGGUGGUCCACGCCAUUUCGUACUGCCACCGCCUGCACGUGGUGCACCGGGACCUGAAGCCGGAAAACGUGGUGUUCUUCGAGAAGCAGGGCCUCGUCAAGCUCACCGACUUCGGGUUCAGCAACCUCUUCCAGCCAGGCACCAAGCUGGCGACAAGCUGCGGUUCGCUCGCCUACUCGGCACCCGAGAUCCUGCUGGGCGACGAGUACGACGCGCCCGCCGUGGACAUUUGGAGCCUCGGCGUGAUCCUGUACAUGCUGGUGUGUGGACACCCGCCAUUCCAGGAAGCUAACGACAGCGAGACGCUCACCAUGAUCAUGGACUGCAAGUACACGGUCCCCGCGCACAUCUCCCGCGAGUGCAAGGACCUGAUCGCUCGCAUGCUGCAGCGCGACCCACGCCGCCGCGCCUCGCUGCAGGAGAUGGAAGGCCACCCAUGGCUGUGCGGCGUGGACCCCUCCCCCGCCGCCAAGUGCAGCACCCCGCUCAUUUCCUACAAGAGCCUGUCGGAGGACGAACACAACGGCAUCGUGCAGCGCAUGGUGCUGGGCAGCAUCGCCGAACGUGACGCCAUCGUAGAGGCACUGGAGGCAGACCGAUACAAUCACAUAACGGCCACGUAUUUCCUGCUCGCUGAACGCAUCCUCAAAGACAAGCUGGACAAGCAGAUGCAGAGCCCUCGCUCAGGAAGCCCUAGCGCUGCCACCAAAGCGCACUUCAGACAAUCGUGGCCGGCGCGGAUCAACAUCUCCCAGGAGAUCACCGACCUGUCUGGGCCCGGGACAUCGGCCGGCUCCCAGGGCUCUCCCGCCGAUGGGUCGUCCCAGCCAUCCAUGGGAACCUUGACGCCGGCACGGGCGGCCCCAUCUCCUGGUGGCACCGGCGGGGGGGGGCGCAAGUCCGUGGUGUUCACCGUCGGAGAGGGCGAAGAGGAGGACGAGGAGGAGGAGAAGAUGGAGGCGAAGAGGAAACAGCAGCAGGCCGUGCAGGUGGUGCUGCGUCGGCGCCCGUCGCUCAUGUCCCGCAUCACGUCACGCAAGAGCGCCCCGCUCCUCAACCAGAUCUGCGAGGAGGCGGAGGGGGGCGAGGGCUGCGAGUCCGAGGAUGAGCUCAGCGUCGGCGCAGCGCUCGCUCCGCAGCUCAACCGCCUGCGCAUGAGCCUCGCCUCGCCGGGCACUGCGCACAAGCGCUACCCGCGUGGCCGGCGCACGGCCGGAACCGGCCGGCCCUCACCGCCCCACAGCCAGUCGCCCGACAGCCACGCCGCCCGGCCUCAGCCCGUGCACCAGCAGGGCUGCAGCAGCUCCGAGACGAGCGACGACGACAACAACAACGGCGGCGGCAGCGGCCUGACGGGGCAGGGCCAGCACGAAGACGGGCCGCCGGGCGGGAGCGGCGGCGGCGGCGGAGGAGGAGGAGGCGACAGGGGCGGCGGAGGCGCCGGAGAGAGGCCGAGUCACGGGGGAGGCGGGGGCGGAAGCAAUCAAGGCGGCGAGGGUGGCGGCGCUCAGCCGGGGGGCGGCGGCGCCAAAGGCGGACAAAGCGGUAGCGGGGCCGGCGGCGGCGGUGGCUCCGCCCCCCGGGUGGCAUCCUGCACGGGCGUACAGGAGGUGUGCGUGUCGGACAGGAGCGGCUGGCGUUGGCGGCGAGGCCUCAGACUGCGCUCGACCCGCUCGCAGCAGUAA